GACUCAGCUCAGAUCAAGGUCUGAGCGGAGGUUUCCUGUCCAUCAUGUCGGGACGCGGCAAGCAGGGCGGCAAGGCGCGCGCCAAGGCCAAGACGCGGUCCUCGCGGGCCGGGCUGCAGUUCCCCGUGGGCCGCGUGCACCGGCUGCUCCGCAAGGGCAACUACGCCGAGCGCGUCGGGGCGGGGGCGCCGGCGGGCAACGCGGCGCGCGACAACAAGAAGACGCGCAUCAUCCCGCGCCACCUGCAGCUGGCCAUCCGCAACGACGAGGAGCUCAACAAGCUGCUGGGCAAGGUGACCAUCGCGCAGGGCGGCGUGCUGCCCAACAUCCAGGCCGUGCUGCUGCCCAAGAAGACCGAGAGCCACCACAAGGCCAAGGGCAAGUGAGGAGCA
This is a messenger RNA of Myotis davidii, 392 nucleotides long. RefSeq names its product histone H2A type 1. The transcript has a single exon. NCBI's taxonomy places the organism in Eukaryota, Metazoa, Chordata, Mammalia, Chiroptera, Vespertilionidae. The record is from RefSeq and is a predicted model, not a curated record. Gene Ontology annotation, cellular component: nucleosome. Gene Ontology annotation, molecular function: DNA binding; protein heterodimerization activity; structural constituent of chromatin. Bases 45 to 386 code for a protein of 113 amino acids.